Messenger RNA from Seminavis robusta, 561 nucleotides. The record is from the annotation of a GenBank genome assembly. NCBI's taxonomy places the organism in Eukaryota, Bacillariophyta, Bacillariophyceae, Naviculales, Naviculaceae.
AUGCCGGUCGCUACUUUCCAAACCUCGAUGGGUACCUUCAAAGCGGAUCUGUACGCUGACAAGAUGCCAAUCACCGUUGGCAAUUUCAUUGAUUUGGCCAACAGUGGCUUCUAUGAUGGAAUUCACUUCCACCGUGUCAUUCCGGGCUUUAUGAACCAGUUUGGCUGCCCAUACGCCAAAGACCCCAAUUCUCCUCGUGCCGGUACGGGUGGUCCCAGUCCCAACACGCAGUUCAAGUCGUGCGAUGGCAAGACAUACACCCGCACGGCCGAUGGUGGCAUUCCCGAUGAAGUCGGUCAGAGUCAUCAACGUAUUACCAAUGGCGUGGGCACCCUCAGUAUGGCCAACACCGGUCAACCCGAAUCGGGAGGAUCCCAAUUCUUUAUCAAUGUCGCCAACAAUAACUUUUUGGAUUGGUUUGACAAGUCGACCGAGAGUGCCCAUCCCGUCUUUGGACAAAUUGUGGAAGGAUUGGAUCUGGUCAAGAAUAUUAGCAAGGUUCCCACCCGAAACGACAAUCCCAAUACUCCCAUCAAAAUGAUCUCGGUUCGAGUUGCUUAA